Molecule: messenger RNA, 681 nt
Organism: Lodderomyces parapsilosis
Lineage: Eukaryota; Fungi; Ascomycota; Pichiomycetes; Serinales; Debaryomycetaceae
Gene: TIM23
Product: protein transporter
Exons: 1
Coding region: 1-681 (226 amino acids)
Biological process (GO): protein import into mitochondrial matrix
Cellular component (GO): mitochondrial inner membrane; TIM23 mitochondrial import inner membrane translocase complex
Molecular function (GO): transmembrane protein transporter activity
Source: RefSeq, a predicted model, not a curated record
AUGUCUUGGAUAUUUGGUAAACCACAACAACCAUCGUCGUCAUCAGAUGACUCACUUAAGCAGAAGUUGGGAUUUGAUCCAAACGAAGUAUCGGACGUGCAAACCAUAAUUUCAACCCCAGGCUCAAUCAACACCACUGGCACCAACACCAACGGCGCCUCCGCGUCCUCCUCAUCCUACGCUGCUUUACUCCAUCCAUUAGCAGGAUUGGACAAGGGUGUCGAGUACUUGGACCUUGAAGAAGAAAAACUAAACCAAGUUGAAGGAUCACAAGGUUUAAUCCCCAGUAGAUCAUGGACCGAUGAUUUGUGUUAUGGAACCGGUGCUGUUUAUUUGAUGGGUUUAGGACUUGGUGGAUUAUCAGGUUUUCAACAUGGUGUACGCACAUUACCAGCAGGAGCACCAGGUAAAGUGCAAUUGAAUCACAUUUUGAAUAAUAUUACAAAGAGGGGUCCAUUUUUGGGAAACAAUGCUGGUGUGUUGGCAUUGACUUAUAAUUUAAUUGAUUCUAGUUUGGACGGAUUGAGGGGUAAACAUGAUGAUGUGAAUUCUGUUGUUGCUGGUGCGUUGGCAGGAGCAUUGUUUAGAAGUAGUAGGGGGUUGAAGCCUAUGGUUUAUUCGAGUGCGUUGAUGGCUGGUGCUGCUGGAUUAUGGUGUGGUAUCAAACACAGUUUGAAGUAA